Molecule: messenger RNA, 678 nt
Organism: Ramularia collo-cygni
Lineage: Eukaryota; Fungi; Ascomycota; Dothideomycetes; Mycosphaerellales; Mycosphaerellaceae
Exons: 3
Coding region: 1-678 (225 amino acids)
Source: RefSeq, a predicted model, not a curated record
AUGCGCUCCACCAUCUUCAGCGUUGUCGCAAUGGCGGCCUACGUCUCCGCCGACGGCCCCGUCUCUCAGAUUGCCGACGGACAAAUCCAGGUCCCAGCGUUCUACUCUGGCCCAAUGGCCCCCCCAGCCCCACCAGCGUACGCAACGCCCGCGCCGCCCGCGCCCGUUGUUGAGACUACCCCAGCGGUGGAGGCUCCACCUGCCGUUGAGACCCAUCCCGUCGAGGCUCCGCCAGCCGUCGAGACCACUCCCGUCGAGGCUCCCCCCGCCGUGGAGACCCACCCAGUCGAGGCUCCGCCCGCCGUGGAGACCACUCCAGCCGUGGAAACCCACCCAGUCGAGGCUACCACUGUACCCGCCUAUGUCCCGGCGGAGUCCACCACCUCGGUCGCCAUCGUGCCUGUCCCCACCCCAUCUUCGGUCUACUCAAACGCCACCAGCGCGCCAGUCGUGCCCAUCACCACCGCUGUGACUGCCAACGCGACCGUCCCAUACCCCACUACCGCUGGAAACAGCACUUCUGCCAAGACCACACUCACUUCCACCACCGCCGAAUCUUCCGAGACUGGUGCUGCCUCUCCAUCCGAGCCUAUCCCCGCUGGUGGCGCCGCCAGCUCUCUCAAGAUCGCUGCCGCUGGCUUCGCCUUGGUCGCCGGUCUCUCCGUCUUCUUGGCCUAG